Arabis nemorensis is the source of this 1326-nucleotide messenger RNA. Lineage: Eukaryota; Viridiplantae; Streptophyta; Magnoliopsida; Brassicales; Brassicaceae. The record is from the annotation of a GenBank genome assembly.
AUGGCGGAAAUCAAAGAGAACUAUGACCUGACUCCUCGAGUAGCUCCUAAUCUGGAUAGACACUUGGUGUUUCCAAUACUGGAGUUUCUUCAAGAGCGUCAGCUUUACCCUGAUGAGCAGAUCUUGAAGUUUAAGAUCGAGCUUUUGAACAAGACGAACAUGGUUGAUUACGCCAUGGAUAUUCACAAGAGUCUCUACCACACUGAAGACGCUCCUCAAGAUAUGGUGGAGAGAAGAGCAGAGGUAGUGGCAAGGCUCAAAUCUCUGGAGGAGGCGGCUGCACCAUUGGUGACUUUCCUUUUGAACCCUAACGCAGUACAGGAGCUAAGAGCUGACAAGCAAUACAAUCUCCAGAUGCUCAAGGAACGCUACCAGAUUGGUCCAGACCAGAUUGAGGCUUUGUAUCAGUACGCCAAGUUUCAGUUUGAAUGUGGGAACUAUACUGGUGCUGCUGAUUAUCUUUACCAGUACAGGACCCUUUGCUCUAACCUUGAGAGAAGUCUGAGUGCCUUGUGGGGAAAGCUUGCAUCUGAAAUAUUGAUGCAGAACUGGGACAUUGCUCUCGAAGAGCUUAACCGUCUCAAAGAAAUCAUUGACUCAAAGAGUUUUGCAUCGCCGUUAAACCAGGUGCAGAACAGGAUUUGGUUGAUGCAUUGGGGUCUCUAUAUCUUUUUUAACCAUGAUAAUGGAAGGACACAAAUCAUUGAUCUCUUUAACCAAGACAAGUAUCUGAAUGCCAUACAAACUAGUGCUCCACACUUGCUGCGUUAUUUGGCUACUGCUUUCAUUGUCAACAAAAGGAGAAGGCCUCAGUUGAAAGAAUUCAUUAAGGUCAUUCAGCAAGAGCACUACUCCUACAAAGAUCCUAUUAUCGAGUUCCUGGCUUGUGUGUUUGUCAAUUAUGACUUUGAUGGAGCUCAAAAGAAGAUGAAAGAGUGUGAAGAGGUCAUUGUGAAUGAUCCAUUCCUUGGCAAGAGAGUUGAGGAUGGAAACUUUUCAACUGUACCACUGAGAGAUGAGUUCCUUGAAAAUGCCCGCUUGUUUAUCUUUGAAACCUAUUGCAGAAUUCAUCAGAGAAUUGACAUGGGGGUGCUCGCUGAGAAAUUGAAUCUGAACUAUGAGGAGGCUGAGAAAUGGAUUGUGAACCUAAUCCGCACCUCAAAGCUUGAUGCAAAGAUUGAUUCUGAGUCAGGAACUGUAAUCAUGGAGCCUACUCAGCCCAACGUGCAUGAGCAGUUGAUAAAUCACACCAAAGCCUUAUCAGGACGGACUUACAAGUUAGUGACUCAGCUCUUAGAACACACACAGGGACAAGCUGCUCGCUAA